Messenger RNA from Doryrhamphus excisus (bluestripe pipefish), 4111 nucleotides. RefSeq names its product caveolae associated protein 1a (gene cavin1a). Gene Ontology annotation, biological process: termination of RNA polymerase I transcription; transcription initiation at RNA polymerase I promoter. Lineage: Eukaryota; Metazoa; Chordata; Actinopteri; Syngnathiformes; Syngnathidae. Gene Ontology annotation, molecular function: rRNA primary transcript binding. Gene Ontology annotation, cellular component: cytoplasm; caveola. The record is from RefSeq and is a predicted model, not a curated record.
UUCUUUUUGGACAUGUGGAAUUGAGCGAGUGCGCUCAUUUUAUGUUCGACUAUAAUCGUGAUAAACAUGCUCUAAAUAUAAAAUUUUUAUUAGCAGUUGUCGCAAUAACAGAGCCCAAUAGAUGACUUACUUUGAAAGGACAUACCGGAAACACACAAUGCCUUCCGUUUCAAAGUGUUACAACAUCCAACCAAAUGGGGGCAGUAGUAAGUUUCGGUAAACAUUGCAUUAGCUUGAAUGAGCUGGCUAUACCACACUAUUGUAGACAGUGUAAUGCUAAAUGCUAACAUCAACACUGCAGUUUAACGCUAUUUAUUAUGGGAAAAGGUAACAAAUUGAGCAUGGUUGGCUGUGAAUUUGUUAACCCUCUGCUGGAUCUGAAUGAAAGAGGGAGUGCAAGCUGUUUGUUUGGAGCUGACAGCCAUGGCGGAUACAUCGGUCCAGAAAGAGCUCGGUACUGUGACAGAGGUCCCCUACGACGAUGACGACGAGGUCGCACUUGUGGGCGCCGCCACAGAGCCGGCUGUGGACGGCGGUAAAGUCGCCGAAGAAGUGGACCUGGUGCUGGCUGUCAGCUCUGGAGAGAAGACCGAAGCCCAGGUGAACGGCGUCAUGGUUCUAUCCCUCCUCGACAAGAUCAUCGGGGUAGUGGACCAGAUCCAGCUGACUCAGAACGGGCUGGAGGCUCGGCAGGAGGCCAUGGAGAAGUCGGUGUCCACCAUCCAGGGGGAGCUGACCAAGCUCUCCAAGAGCCACCUGGGGACGUCCACCACCGUUAACAAGAUGCUGGACAAGGUCCGCAAAGUCAGCGUCAACGUCAAGACGGUGCGGAGCAACCUGGAGAAGCAGGCGGGCCAGAUCAAGAAGCUGGAGAGCAACGAGGGCGAGCUGCUCAAGAGGCGCAACUUCAAAGUCCUCAUCUUCCAGGACCAAGUGAAGGCCCCAAAGACACCCAAGACAGGUGAGACGGUCGCCGAAGACGGAACAGUGGAGGCUCUCCAGCAGAUACCCGAGGAGGGUGUCGAGGGCGACGCCCAAGCGCCCAACCUCAACUCGGACGAGGAAGUGGAGAUCGAGGAGAUUGUGGAGGAGUCCCGAACCAAGCGGCUUCAGCGCUCCACCAAGCGGCAAGUGGCCAGCAUAAAGAAGGCCUUCACCAAGGAGGAGAUGGAGAAAACCAAGCUGAAGACCAAGGAGAACCUGGAGAAGACCAAGCAGAGAACCCGCGAGAACCUUGAGAAGACCAAGCAGAGAACCCGCGACAACCUGGAGAAGACCAAGCACAGCCUGGAGAAGAAGAUAGGCAAGCUGGGUUCCCGCAUGACCCCCAACAUGGAACGCCGUGUCAAGAUGAAGAGCUCCAAGGAGAAAGUGAAGAAGUCCCUCACGCCCGACCACGCCGUCUACGCCCGCUCCAAGACCAGCGUCUACCGCGUGCCGCCGUUCACUUUCCACGUCAAGAAGAUCCGAGACGGCGAGGCAGAGGCGGUGGCGGCGGCGGAGAGCACCGACAUGGCUGCGGCAAUCGAGGCGGAGAACGAGGAGAACGGGCUGGGCGUCCACGUGGAGGAAGGGGAGCUUGUGAGGGUGGACAGCCCCGUUGUGGAGGACCCUCAGCUGGUCAUGGUGGAGGCGGACCACCGAGAGAAGACCCAGCGUGACUAGGAGAUCCCAUAAACGAGGACACGUCAGUCAUCACAUGGACUUCAUGCAAAAUAUUUCACAUCUGUUCUAUUAUUUUCUAUCCCAAAAGCUUUUCAUACUCAUUCUUAUGCUAAGCUACGCUACGCUAAAAGUAGUUAUACGCUAGCUGCACACCUCCGCAUGAAUGGAGUGCUGAUUUGGAGAAAAAAAAAAGGUAUAAAUAUUCUUUGCUGUUAAGAUGUGAUGUAUAAGUGAUAAAUAUAUAUCCGCCAUGUUUAUAUGACACGCGCAUAAGGGUAACAGGAAGUUGUCAGAAAGAAGAAGAAUGCGAAAAGUGUACGAAAUUUCGCCAGCGAUGUCGAGAACCCUGUUUUGUGGGAAAAGUUCGGAAGUGUACCGCGCAGUCACCGCCAUGUAAUGUUUUAAAACGAAGAAGAAACGCAACAAAGGAAGCGUGUGCACAUAGUACCGGUCAAAUGUUUAUGGACACUUUCCCAUUCUUUUGGAUGAGAAAGUGUACCAAAACUUCUGGUUCUGUAUCUCACAACUUCAGGUUUCCCCGUUAGGAAGUACAUGUCAGUUUUUCCGAAAUGUAGUUUGAGGUAUUCGUCAGGAAGUGCAUCCGGAAUAUAAAGGGCUGAAUUACUACGCGGAUCAAAAAGAUCCGUAAUCAGGAAAAAGCCGAAAGAAACAAAAUUUCGGAAGUAGUACAAUAACAAUACUUUAUUACUGUAUUUAUUAAGUCAUAACUAGGGAUGUUCGAUAUUGGCUUUUUUGACAAAAAACGAUAUUGUCCAACUCUCAUGGUUCUGUAUCUCACAACUUCAGGUUUCCCUGUUAGGAAGUACAUGUCGGUUUUUCCGAAAUGUAGUUUGAGAUAUUCAUCAGGAAGGGCAUCCGGAAUAUAAACGACUGAAGUACUACGCGAAUCAAAAAGAUCCGUAACCAGGAAAAAGCCGAACAAAACAAAAUUUCGGGGAUGGACAUUGGACUGAAUUUCUAUGAUUGACAAUCAUUUCAUCUAAAGGAGAUAUUAUUUUUAACGGGAUGGGAGAGUCUGUUCUUAACUCCUGCUUACAUAAGCAUGAGCCCACAGCGCCUCUGCUGGUUGCAGGAAGUAGUACAAUAACAAUACUUUAUUACUGUAUUGAUUAAGUCAUAACUAGGGAUGUUCGAUAUUGGCUUUUUCGACGAAAACCGAUACGCCGAUAUUGUCCAACUCUCAUGGUUCUGUAUCUCACAACUUCAGGUUUCCCCGUUAGGAAGUACAUGUCGGAUUUUCCGAAAUGUAGUUCGAGGUAUUCGUCAGGAAGGGCAUCCGGAAUAUAAAGGGCUGAAGCCAAAAAUCAUUUUCUAUCAAUUUCUAUGAUUGACAAUCAUCAAUGUGAGAGUCUGUUCUUAACUCCUGCUUCCAGGUUUCCAUACCUGCCGUGCUUCUUCUGCUUCACACAGCAAGAAGUAGAGCCCACAGCGCCUCUGCUGGUUACAGGAAGUAAUACAAUAACAAUAAUUUAUUACUGUAUUUAUUAAUUCAUAACUAGGGAUGUUCGAUAUUGGCUUUUUCGCCGAAAACUGAUACACCGAUAUUGUCCAUCUCUCAAUUUCCCAUAUCAAUAUGCGUAACAUGACAUAUCUAAAAAAUCUGAUAUCGAUUUUUAUGCUGAUUUUGGCCCAAAAAAUAUCGCUAUUAUUUAUUUAGGAUUUAUGCCCAUCCCUAUGCGAGAUAUGAAGAUAUGAAUCGUCAUUCUAAAGGCAGGUUUGUCCUCCUAUAAAGUGCAUUUACAUUGUAGACAUGUCAACAUUUUAUAUUUAAGUAUAAGUACAGCUGGACUUGAAUUGAAUUUCGCAUUUAAGAAAUGUACCGUGCCCAUAAUUGGAUUGCAAUUAUUCUUAAUUGCAAUCUUUGUCGUCCGCUUUUCCACACACACACACACACACACACACACACACACACACACACUCUGAGUGUACACACAGCUCCCGUUUUCUUUGCCCGGAGACUGUGUUUGUGUGUAAAAUAGAGAGAGGCAGACCUUGAUGUGGUGCAGUCUAGCUCAGGCUAACUUGUGUAGCUCGGAAGGCCAACAAUAAUAAUCAAUGAGCUGCAGAAUUCAAUUAAGGAGAGUGCACCCAGCAGAGUGGAGAACAGAACAGAACAGCGAGAACCUGGAGGGAAGAAGCGUAUGCAUGUGUGUGUGUGUGUGUGUGUGUGUGUGUGUGACUGUAAUGAUGACUGUAUUUUGCAGAAAUACCAGAAAGCAAGCACAGAAAGCAUGAAGGGGCAUGUGGCUUUGCAUUAUGCAUUAUUAAUAUAUUUUUUCUGAAUUGUAAAAUAUGACAACAUAUACUGUUAUUAAAAAAAACAGAGUUUAUACAGCAAUUGCGUGUGCUAUAAGCUAUAAAUAUUGUGUUUAAAUAGAAGUAAAAUUGGAAAAAUUAAUUUGAAUAAUAAAAAAUGUUUUUUCUU